AUGACGCUCAUACGACAAAACUUCAUAAAACGGACUUCGAAGGUAACGCGCACAUUUAGCUUCAGACCGAAGUCAGGUAAAUCUGACUCGGGAACCUUGGGUGCCCAAGGACAAUUCAGCUUCAGACCACUAGGAUUUCGCUCUCCAUCGCACCAAGCGGGCAGCCGACUUAGGACAACCCUGGUCACCCGUUCAGUUGAGCUCGUCCGCUGCCCCAGUUUGCCCGUUACCCGGACUCCGCGUGGCCAAGUUCUCCAUCAUAGCUUUGGCGCAUCCGACCGGAUCGGAAAGUCGUUUAAUUGGGCCAGCCAUGAAACCAGGGGACCGCGGCUCGAAGAGCUCUAG
Molecule: messenger RNA, 345 nt
Organism: Coccidioides immitis RS
Lineage: Eukaryota; Fungi; Ascomycota; Eurotiomycetes; Onygenales; Onygenaceae
Exons: 1
Coding region: 1-345 (114 amino acids)
Source: RefSeq, a predicted model, not a curated record